CAAAAUAUGCGAAAUUCAAAGCUUAAGGACGUCCGCAACCAAUGGAAAGACAGCCGGUUCUUCUUCGGCAAAAACAAAGUAAUGACUAUUGGUUUGGGAAAAACAAAAGAGACUGAAUAUAAAGACAAUUUGCAUAAACUAAGUAACCGUCUGUACGGUCAGUGCGGUCUACUCUUUACCAAUAAAUCUCGCAAAGAAGUGGUGAAAUGGUUUGAUCGAUACGUUGAGAUCGAUUACGCCCGGAGCGGGACAGUAGCCACAGAAACGGUUGUCUUAGACGCGGGUCCGCUGCCAGACUUCCCGCACUCAAUGGAGCCUCACUUAAGACAACUGGGAAUGCCUUCGUCUCUGCAGAAAGGAGUGGUCACUCUUCUCAGGGACUAUGAAGUGUGCAAAGAAGGCGUUGCUCUCACCUCAGAACAGGCCCGGCUUCUGAAACUGUUAGGCAAUCAAAUGUCAGAAUUUAAGAUCACUUUAGACGCCGUUUGGGAAUCGGACGGAUAUUUCGAAGAAUACGUGCCUUUCGUUCGGCCGGAAGUGUCCGAAAAGACUGACGAUUCAGUGAAACGCCGCAAAAGUAAACGAUCGAAGAAUAAGAAGAGUAAAGAAGUCGUCGAAACUAAAGAAGAAGAAGAGAUGAGUGAAGACAAUGACGACGAAGAGGCGGAACAGAUGACUGAUGACGACGACGACUGAUUUCAAACUCCAAUUAAUUGCCAGAACCUCACGAUUAAACUCUAAUUUUUAUUUAAUUUAAUAUUGUUUUGAAUCAUAGCUUGAAUUAAAUUUUAUAAACAUUAAAAUUAUUUUUAUGCCAAAAGUAAUAA
Medioppia subpectinata is the source of this 827-nucleotide messenger RNA. NCBI's taxonomy places the organism in Eukaryota, Metazoa, Arthropoda, Arachnida, Sarcoptiformes, Oppiidae. The record is from the annotation of a GenBank genome assembly.